AUGUCUUCAUUCUUUAAUUCAAAUUAUUUUCAAGCUAUUCUUAAUUUAAUUGGAAAUGGAAAUUCAACACUUAGUACUCUUUGGGGUAUGUUCUGGCAGGCAUUUUAUGCAGUUGCUGGUUGUAUUAUUGGAGCAGUAGUUUUAGGAAACAUUGGUGCUCUAAUUGGUACUUUUAUUGGAGCUUGGUUAGGUUAUCGAGCUGUUAAUCCUUAUCAUUCAUUAAUGAGUCAAUUGAAUCAAUUAAAUGAUCAUCAAAAACAAAAUUUAACUGAUGAAAUUCGCCGUACUGUCGGUUCACCAACAGUUGAUAGUUUACUUCGAUAUGCUACGAAUAGCAAUGGUCGACAAUUCAUCUUUGAUUUAAUUCAACGUUAUUUAGAUAAUCAUCAAACACGUAAUCAAAAUGUUAAUCCUAGUUUCUUUUCUCGUAUAUUUUCCUAA
Rotaria sp. Silwood1 is the source of this 441-nucleotide messenger RNA. NCBI's taxonomy places the organism in Eukaryota, Metazoa, Rotifera, Eurotatoria, Philodinida, Philodinidae. The record is from the annotation of a GenBank genome assembly.